Molecule: messenger RNA, 874 nt
Organism: Rotaria sp. Silwood1
Lineage: Eukaryota; Metazoa; Rotifera; Eurotatoria; Philodinida; Philodinidae
Source: the annotation of a GenBank genome assembly
UGCCCUAAGUAGAUUGUUAUUUCUUUGUUAGAAACUUUGUUUUUUUUAUUAGGUUCGACUAGUGAGAUAAAUGUAGAUACAGUUAGUAUAAAUGAUUCAACAUCGAUUACAAAUAAUCAAAAGAAUAAUGAUGAAUCAACAGUUAUUGAUGAUAAUAAUGAAGUUAAUAAAAUAAAUUUACAAUCGACUAAUAAAAAUUCAAUCGAUAUAAAUAAUAGAAGUGCUACAGCUACUCAAUACGGUAUAUAUGAUGUAGAGAAUGAUUCAACAACAAUAAAUAAAAAUCAAUUAACUGAAUCAAAACUUCCCGAUUAUCCAAGAGCAAAUUUUAAUUCAAAUGAAUCAUCAAUGAAUAUAACAGAAAAAUUAGAACGAGCAUUAUCGAAUAUAGCACCAUUUUUACGUGAUAUAUUUAUAGAAUUUUCACAUAUACUUACAAAAACAUUAGUUGGUUCACAUGGACAAGAAUUAUUACCUAAUGGUUUACAUGCACUUAAACAAACAGCAUCAGUUGUUGAACUUGUUAUGCUUUUAUUUAAUGAAGGACGUUUAUUAUCACAUGCAAGUAAAGAUCAUGUUGUUAAAGUAGCUAAUGAAGCUGAUUUUAUACUUAAUCGUAUGCGUGCUGAUGAUAUACGUAAAGCAAGUGAAUUUGAACAAUUAUCAGCACAAACAACUGUUGAACGUAAAUCAGAAGAACAAUUAUAUCCAUGGGAAGAUGAUUUAAGACGACGACGACGUUUAAUACGUAAUCCAAAUGGUUCUAUACAUAAUGAAGCAACACAAAAAUCAUCAUUUAAUGGUAUUAAUGAUGAUAUAAUAAUAUAUUUUAUACAAGAAGAAAAUUUAUUAAAACAAUUAAAACAACAAAAAA